UGAUUUCUGGAGGUCGAGCCGGUGCUGCUGAUUGGACUUCUUCAUGCACACUCUGUUUUUGUGUUUUGUUUUACUCCAUUCAACACAACAUUGCACGUCUAAAACGGGUAACUUUGUUUGUAUUAUUUGCCAUAGGCCUUAAUACAUCAAUUUAUUUUCCAGUUACAACACACGUUGAUACACACUGCAGAACAAACUACAAGUACAACGUAACGUAAAGUAGAGAGCGAUGUAUGCCUUGGUUGUUUGUUUGGACAACGUCAAGAGAGUUAUUCCUGUUGAUUACAUCCAACGACAUGAAGAUGACGAUCGUAUAACGGUCUACAUCCCAGACAAACAACGAUUCUGUAAUGCUGUUGUUCUCCAGAAAGGAGAGAGCAAGGAAAUACUUGAAGAGCAGAUCCAAGAGUUGGAUGGAGGAAUCUUAGCGUCCUCUUCAAAGAGGAAGGUUCAAUCGUCACCAUCUCCAUUAUCACCAUCACCAAAGAGACUCAACAAAGACAUCCAGAAAGAAUCUAGCUGUACCAAUGCUGAGGAGCAUCAUGUGCGGAUUUUUGAUCCUAAAACAAACACCCAACAUCAAUUUAAUGGUUGCAGUCUCCAUCCUCUCACCAUUACAUCACGACAGGAAGAAGAGAAUUCUAAAAGGCUUGGAUUACACUCCGAUGUUGACUUGUCUCGAGUCCUCUGUGAGCUUCUUCAAGACCAACGAGCUCUAAAGCAACAAGUCCAAAACAUUGAGAGAACAAUGCAAGAGAUUCUGGAAACCCUCAUUAAAACUGAUGGAGUGGUUGGUUCACAUUCAGAGGUCACUAAUGACUAUUGUGUUAAGAAUGAACCACUAGAUGAGCAGGUUGAAGAUUGCUCAAUAAGCGCUAAGGUUCUGGAACCGAGACCUCCUGUAUACCCUUGUUAUGUUGUGAAUAGUGAGAGUAGUGAUGGGGAGUCUGCAACAUUUGAGAGACUAUCUCCACAAACUGAUUUGUCAAUAAGUGGUUCAUCCGAACUGCCUCAACUUGAAAGGCAGCAGGCAUCCAAUGGACAUCCUCAAUCCAACUCACUCCUACAACCACUUGAAAUAUUCUCCUCCUUUGAAACCAACUCAAGUGCAGUCAAAACAAUUGACCUUUCCACCGACGCACCGGGGACCCAACGCUGCAGACUCGUCCAAAACGACUUUGUUGUUAUCCCCAUUAAGUUUGAUUCAACAAAUGCUAAAGAAGAAUAUAUUGCCCCAGUUUUAAUUAGUUGUGUGGAAUAUCAUAACAUCCUAUUAAAGAGUAAGACCUCCACUGCCUUCCUUCGUAGUCUUCUAAAGUUCUUUUUCUCUGUUGAGACACUUAAAACUCAUAACUAUGAAGGAGGAGAGGUUCAUACAAAGAAUGGUAAAGCCAUGAGGGGGCAGUUGAAUCGACGGAUGGUUAUCAGCCUCAUUGAACAGGUGGAACUUGAGUUUCCUGGCACAACAAAAGGGUCUGAAAAUAUGAAAUACAUCAAAAAGUCAAUUAAUGACAAGUGCAAUCAUAUAUAAAGAUUAAUGAACAUUAUUAAAGUUUAUUAAUUACAAAACUCUGGAAGUGUCAUACCACAUGUUGAGCUCUUGCGUUAAAUUACUUCAAGAUGAUGCCAUCACAAUAAUAAGAUUACAACACCUUGAUAUCAUUAUUUAUCUCAGGAUGGAUGACAAAAUCUUAAUGUAAGAUGUUGCUUUCAAGAAAGGAUGUCAUCAUAGAAUGUCAAAAACACAGGAUAAGUUGUCUUGGGAACACAUUCUUGAAGACAACAUUCUACAUUAAAAUUGUGAUAAAAUGUUGGAUUGUUUCAUCUUCACGAUGUCAUCAUCUUUCAUUAAAAUUGUCUCAUGAUCUUGUCUAUUUGGAUGCCACUUGUUUGUUAACGGCAGUGGACACUAUUGGUAAUUACUCAAAAUAAUUGUUAUAAAACCUUUCUUGAUUACGAGUA
Messenger RNA from Asterias rubens (European starfish), 1962 nucleotides. RefSeq lists its product as uncharacterized. The record is from RefSeq and is a predicted model, not a curated record. Gene Ontology annotation, molecular function: DNA binding. NCBI's taxonomy places the organism in Eukaryota, Metazoa, Echinodermata, Asteroidea, Forcipulatida, Asteriidae. Bases 230 to 1531 code for a protein of 433 amino acids. The transcript has 4 exons.